Messenger RNA from Schizosaccharomyces osmophilus, 1341 nucleotides. It is a transcript of the gene ura3, whose product is annotated as mitochondrial dihydroorotate dehydrogenase Ura3. Gene Ontology annotation, molecular function: dihydroorotate dehydrogenase activity. Gene Ontology annotation, cellular component: mitochondrial inner membrane; cytoplasm. The coding region runs from base 1 to 1341 and encodes 446 amino acids. The transcript has a single exon. Lineage: Eukaryota; Fungi; Ascomycota; Schizosaccharomycetes; Schizosaccharomycetales; Schizosaccharomycetaceae. Gene Ontology annotation, biological process: 'de novo' pyrimidine nucleobase biosynthetic process; pyrimidine ribonucleotide biosynthetic process. The record is from RefSeq and is a predicted model, not a curated record.
AUGUUUUCCCGCAGCGCUUAUCGUCUUUUUUCAAGAAAUGCGUUUAAACAGGGUGGUAAAUGUUUUCAAUCUAACUUACACUCUUCUUCUUCUUCAAAAGCACCCUUUUACCAACGCCAUUGGAAACUUUUGAGCUUGAUUAGCAGUUUCUCCGCUGGUUGGGUCAUUUACGACAUUUCUGAUGUCCGAAGCUUUAUCCACGGUCGCAUUGAAAUGCCACUGUUCCAUGCUUUUACUUCGCCAGAAUUUUCUCACAGCGUAGCUGUCAUGGCUGCUUCUUGGGGCAUUACUCCUCGUGACUUUACUCCCGACGACCAAGCUUUAGCUGUGGAACUUUGGGGAAAAAAGUUCUCUAAUCCAGUUGGUUUAGCUGCUGGUUUUGAUAAACAGGCUGAUGCUAUUUCCGGCUUAUUGAAUUUUGGUUUUUCAUAUCUCGAAGUCGGUUCAGUCACCCCUUUGCCUCAACCUGGUAAUCCCAAACCCAGGUACUUUCGCUUAAACCCCGAUUUGGCCGUGGUCAACCGCUAUGGUUUCAACUCUGAAGGUCAUGAAGUCAUUCUUGAAAAGGUACAGAAGCGUAUUCGUAAGCAUAUUUCCAAAAACAAGCCUGAACUUUUGAAAUCCUUUGACGAAAACCCUGCUGCUUACACGGAUCCCUCUGUUCUUGGUGUCCCACGUAGUUUGCUUUCCAACAAGUACUUGGGUAUUAACUUGGGAAAGAAUAAGAACGGAAAUGAGGUGGAAGACUACGUUAGCGGUGUCCGCAAUUUUGGCAACUAUGCCGAUGUUUUGGUCAUUAACGUUUCUUCUCCCAACACCCCCGGUCUCCGUAGUCUCCAAAGAAAGUCUGCCCUGACCGAGCUUUUGUCCGCUGCCGUUACUGAACGCAAUAAGUUGAACGCUCCUAAUCCUCCUCUUGUUGUUAAGAUUGCUCCCGAUUUGUCCGAAACCGAGCUUGCUGACAUCGCUUCUGUGCUGAAGAAAUGCAAGGUUGACGGUGUCAUUGUCGGCAAUACUACUAUCCAACGCCCUAACACCUUAAAAUCCACGAAGCAUGUUGAGGAGACUGGUGGUUUGUCUGGUCCUCCUUUAAAACCAAUUACUUUGAACACCCUCCGCACUUUGCGUAAACACUUAUCUUCCAACAUCCCUAUUAUCGGAUGUGGUGGUAUAUCUAGUGGUAAAGAUGCCAUUGAAUAUGCUCGUGCUGGUGCUUCUAUGGUUCAAGUGUACACUGCACUUGGCUACGACGGACCCGUUGUCGCCCAUAAGAUCAAGCAAGAGAUUCUUGCGGAAUUGAAUGGAAAGCGUUGGGUUGAUAUUAUUGGUAAGGAGGAAUAA